AGCUUUCAAUUGGUUUAUUCCAAACUCUCAAAGAUGGCGGCGCCCGUCUAGCUCGCUUCCGCCGCAACAAAACUGGGAAGUUUCUUCCUAAAUUCGUUCAUUAUCGCUCUAGCGGGGAACUGCGUGAUCAACAUGGACUCGAAAAGACCAUCCAAGCUGGAGUUUGCAGUGCAGAUGACAUCUGAAAGCUGUGCUGACGCCGUUAGAGCGGCUUUGGAAGGAAAAUCCGGAGUGACCUCAGUCACUGUGGAUGUCAGGAGGGAGGAGGUCCUGGUAGAAUCUGCUCUGACCAUUGCGGAAGUCCAGGCUCUGAUAGAAAGCACUGGACGCAGAGCUGUGUUGAAGGGCAUGGGUGGAUCAGAACCAGCAAACCUGGGUGCGGCUGUGGCAAUGCUGUCUGGAGCAGGGUCCAUUCAGGGGGUGGUGCGUUUCCUGCAGCUGUCCGAGAAACAUUGUUUGAUCGAUGGGACCAUUGACGGAUUGGAGCCCGGGUGCCACGGCCUCCACGUACACACCUUAGGAGACCUUACACAGGACUGCAAAAGUUGUGGAGAACAUUAUAAUCCAUUUGGGAAGCAGCACGGUGGUCCAGGAGACUCUGAACGGCAUGUAGGUGACCUGGGAAAUAUUGUAGCAGGACCCGAUGGCAGAGCUUCAUUUCGACUGGAGGACGAUCAACUUAAGGUUUGGGAUGUGAUUGGUCGAUCUCUGGUGGUCGACGGGGGCGAGGACGAUCUUGGCCGAGGAACCCACCCUCUGUCCAAACAGACGGGAAACUCUGGGGAAAGGCUAGCGUUUGGGAUCAUCGCCCGCUCUGCUGGUCUCUUCCAAAACCCCAAACAGAUCUGUGCCUGUGAUGGGGUUACGCUGUGGGAGGAGAGAGAUCGGCCCAUCGCUGGAAAAGGCAGAAGCAAGGAGACCCCAGCCGCAAACCUGUGACCCUCACACACUAACGCUGAUGGACAUUUGAGAGGAAAGAUCAUCCUGAAAAUAAAAAACCACAAUGCCUUUAGAGAUAAAAGAUUUAUCGCUGAAUUAUUACAAAAAAAUACCUUUUCAGACUAAAUUUCUCAGACUAAUUAAUAUGUUUUUAUUGAGAAAUAUCUGUCAAAUUGGAUGUUUUUGAUUAAAAUGCACACAACUGAGCCCAUUUCUGUUCCUGCAAUCCUUUUAAAUAAAUAAGGUGGAGUUCAUGGCUCAAAGUAAGAGAUUAAAAACUCAGGAGUCACAUUCCAUCAGGGAAAGGCUGUAAAUGAGGCCCUCCAGGGAUUGUGUGCUCAGCUUUUUUUUUUUCCCAAAAUGGAGUGUUGAGUUCCUUUAUUGCUGCUGCAGCCAACUUUGGAGCCUCAAGAGCCAAAGAGAAUUGACUGUUUCUUUUUCAUAGUGCCCCCUAUUGACUGUAACUGUCAAAUGUUGUAUUAUAAAUGAAUGUAAUAUGGUGGCCCCCUCCUUGCUGGCACUUGUUUUCAAUUUUCUUAAUGAAAAUAUCAAUAUAAGGAGCUGGUGGUGGGCAGUGCGUUGGCUGUAUAACUGUGUGCUGUAGUUAACUUUGCAUUGAUUUUCUAAAUUGAGCAUUGGUCUUGUUCUGCUUCCACCUGAUUGAGCUUAUUGAGUUUCUUCCAACAGUUCCAUCUGUUUUUCUCAUUUCUGUGUUGGGGCUGAGUGCAGACAGAUGGCUACAAAUGUUAAAAGAAAAGCAUGCAUCUAAAGGAUUUAUAACUUCAAACAAAUGGAAAAAAAUGUU
Oryzias latipes (Japanese medaka) is the source of this 1744-nucleotide messenger RNA. It is a transcript of the gene ccs, whose product is annotated as copper chaperone for superoxide dismutase. Lineage: Eukaryota; Metazoa; Chordata; Actinopteri; Beloniformes; Adrianichthyidae. Gene Ontology annotation, molecular function: copper ion binding. Gene Ontology annotation, biological process: superoxide metabolic process. The record is from RefSeq and is a predicted model, not a curated record.